AUGAGUGGAAGAUAUCAUCACAGAGAGGAUGAAGAUGGUUCUGGAUACCAUGAUAAAGGUAGAGGAAAAGGUAAAGGUAAAAAUAAAAAUAAAGAUUGGAGAGAAAGAAGCUCCAACUCCAAUUCUAACCCACAUCAACGAUCUCAAUCUGGUAAAGGUAGGGGUAAAAAUAAAAAAUUGAGAGAAAUAAGCUCCAACUCCAAUUCUAACCAAGAUCGACGAUCUCAACCUGAAAGACCCAAUCGUGGAAACUCCCAAAACAUAAAUUAUGGGAGAAACAACCCAUCUAUAGAUAGACAAAAUGACAGAAGAUACCAAUAUGACUUCCAAAAUAGAGAUCAAAGAACCAUGGGAUACCUAGUUCUUAAAUCUCUUCUGGAGUUAGAUGAUAUUGAAGCAAUAAUUUUGAAGAUCUCUGAUUCCAAGAAAGGGUUCACAAAACUUCUCGAAUCGGAUAACAUAACAUCGGACGUUAUGGUGUUUAUUGUCAGAGUUUUGAGCAAAAUUGCUAAGAGUAGCAGAAAACAGCAUCUAAUAAAGUAUAUGAUGAUAGGAUCGUUUGUGCAUCAACUUACUAAGUAUGUUGUCUCAAUUGAACUUCAAGAGGAGAAGGAUAAGCGAUUUAACCAUGAAUUUUGGAAGGAUUCUGGCAGGUUUUGGCAAGAAGUCUCCACUGUGUGCCAGGUUUUGUUUGAGAUAUCACCGUUAACAGCAUGCAAUAUGACGCCAAAACUGUUAAAAACAUUGAAAAAAAGCAUUUCGCGAGUCGAGAAGGAGCAUAAGAUCCACAUUUCCGAUUUCAUCAAAGUAAACAUCGAAAGUUUGAGCGACACUAUCGAGGAACGGAUCAAAGAGAUCGAAAGCAAGAAACAAGUGUUGAAAGCAGACCCGACCUAUGAGGAAGUGUAUGUGCCUCCACCUGAUGAUUACCGCGAUAUAAACAUCUACCCCAGCGGCGAGGAGAUCACGAACCCCCGCAGAACCUUCUUCCUGAACAAGAACCGCUCCGUGGGAAAGUACGGGAGCGUUAGCGAGUACUUGGACGUGCAGUUCCGACUUCUGCGCGAAGACUUCGUGGCCCCGCUGCGCGAAGCCGUUUGCAGCUACCUGGAGCAGAAGGGCGAGAAAAUCACCACGGUCAAGUUUUACCAGAACGUGCAGUUCCUGAACAUGGAGUCGGUGAACGAGGCGCAAUGUUUCAGGUUGCAGUUCGAUUUCCAGACGGGCAGGCAGAAGAGAAAGGUGGAUUAUGCGCAGUCGAAGAGAUUCAUGUUCGGCUCGCUGCUGUGCUUCACGCAAGACAACUUCAAGACCAUAAUUUUUGGCAAGGUGGCACAAAGAGAUACCAAGGAUCUAGACAAGGGCCAAUUAAUUGUUGGCAUAGAGUUCGGUGUCCCCAACAAAAAGCCAUACCUAAUGUUAGAAUGCGAGGUGUUCUUUGAGCCGUACUACCAAGUUCUAACAGUUCUCCAACAAAUGGACUUCAACGAUUUUCCGAUGAAAAGGUAUUUGGUCGACGUGGAAUCCGACGUUCGUAAGCCCGAGUACCUUAUAAACAGUGAACAACCCAUCUAUUACACUAUAAACUGCAAAAAAAUUUCGCCUUUAAAUUUUGAAGAAAAAAAUGUCUACGAUUUAAACGAGUCGCAGCUGAAAGCUUUCAAGGCGGCCCUUAAAAAAGAGCUGGCCAUCAUCCAGGGUCCUCCGGGCACCGGAAAAACCUAUGUCGGUCUCAAAAUCGUCGAAACUCUGCUCGCUAACCACCAUGCUUGGUACAAGCGCAGCCCGAUUUUGCUGAUUUGCUACACGAACCACGCGUUGGACCAAUUUCUGGAGGGCGUAGUUCGAUUUACCCAUCAAAUACUGCGCAUUGGAGGCCAAUCCAAGAACGAGGCGCUAGCCAAAUUCAACAUUCGACACAAACAACACGAAAAUAAAAAUGAAAACGCUGUGGGCCAGACACGGAUAUAUUUGUCCUACAUUGUUGGACAAAUCAAGCAGAAGAAUGGUCUAUUGAAAGAGGUUGAGUCGUUCAAUAAAGUCAUGUUAUUUGAACAUUUCAAAGAAAUUAUUCCUAAUUAUGAGGGAACAUGGUUCGCUACUGCCAGCAACAAUGAUUUAAUAAGAUGGCUGAUGGAAGCAAAGCCUGCUCAUAAUGUGGAGGAACUGGGGAUAAAUCAGCAUGAUCCAGAAACAGCACCUAUUCUAGGUGAUGAAAAAGAAGUCGUUGAAGAACUCGUAGACAAUAAUGAUGAGGAAAACAACGUAUGGGACGAUAUUUUGUAUGAAGAUUUUGAGAUGUUUGUAAAACCGUUAAUAGAUUUAACACAAAUUUGGGACAACAUAAGAAAAUGGAAAUUCGAAUUAGAAUCUGUAUGUAACAAUCAAAACAACGAUGAUCUAAAAAUAGAAGAAGAAAUUGUUCAACUAAACUACGAAAUCGAAGAAAUGACCGGCGACUACAAUUUUUUACAAGAAAAAUUGACUUGGGGCUGGAAACAAAACUUCAACGUGAAAAUACCGGAGGAGUGCGACUUCUACCAGCCCGAGGAGAUGCCGCCAAAUUUGCGUUGGAAAUUGUAUUUCCAUUGGAUUCAGGAGCUCAGAGCAAAGCUGAUCGUCGAAAAGAACGAAUUGGCGGAAUUGUAUCGCGAAAUCUACGCGGAAUUGAUCGAGCUUAAGUCGAUAGAGGACGCCCAAAUCAUGAAGGAACAUCUUGUCAUUGGCAUGACCACCACCGGCGCCGCCCGUAUGAACUCCGCCCUUCAAGCUAUCCAGUGUCCCAUAGUCAUUGUGGAGGAGGCAGCGGAAGUGUUGGAGGCCCACAUCGUCAGCGCCCUCACUCGGCACUGCCAGCACCUGAUUUUGAUCGGCGAUCAUCAACAACUGAAGCCGAGCACGGCCGACUUCAAAAUGGAGACCAAAUUCAAGCUGGGCGUCAGCCUUUUCGAGCGCAUGAUCAACAACCAGAUCAAGUGCCACACGUUGAACGUGCAGCACCGGAUGCGACCGGAAAUAUCCGCCCUGGUCUCCCCCACUAUUUAUCCCAACCUGCUGAACCACGUUUCCGUGCAGAAUCGACCCUCGAUCGCCGGCAUAGAGAAAAACCUGUUUUUCAUCGAUCACAGGCACCCGGAGUCACAGUGCGACGACUCCAGCAAGAAGAACAAACACGAGGCGGAAUUUGUGUUGGCCCUUGCCAAAUAUUUGAUACUCAACGGCUACAAGGCCAAACAAAUAACCAUUUUGGCGGCGUAUAUGGGCCAAAUGUUCGAAAUAAUAAAGCUUAGGGAAAAGGACGGGCUGGAUCUUCUAAGUGACAUAAGAGUUGCCGUUUUGGACAACUACCAAGGAGAAGAGUGCGACAUAAUUCUGUUGUCGUUGGUGCGCUCCAACACUGCCAAUUCCGUCGGGUUCUUGAAAAUCGAGAACAGAGUGUGCGUGGCUCUUUCCAGAGCCAGAAACGGUCUAUACAUCAUCGGUAACAUGGAGUUGCUGGCUGCAAAUAGCGAGAUUUGGCCGAAAGUAAAAGAAACGCUGGUAAAUCAAGAAGCCAUUGGAGAAAGCUUGCCCUUGGUGUGCCAGGUCCAUCCCAAUAAGAAAACGCUCGUUAAUUGUAAGGAAGAUUUUUUGCAAGUUAAAAGAGGUGGCUGCGAUUUGCAAUGUAAUGGUUCGUGGUCGUGUGGACACGAAUGCAAAAUGCUUUGUCACGUGAUAAAUAGAGACCACGCUGUAUCGCGUUGCUUGGAACCGUGCACAAAGUUGCUGUGCGACUCGAACCCGGAGCACAAAUGUCUCAAAGAAUGCUACAAGGAUUGCGGGCCGUGCACGUACCGCGUGCUGCGAGAUUUGGUGUGCGGCCACCAGGUGUCGCUCGAGUGCCACAUCGACCACACGAACUACAAGUGCCGCGAACCGGUCAAGACAAAGCUGCCCUGCGGCCACGAAGCCGACAAGCCAUGUCACAUGCACGUUGAUAAAUUCCGGUGUCCGCUUCCGUGCGAUUACCAAUGCAGACAACCCUGUCAGAAGUUUAGGAAAGGCUGCACGACCGAGGCCGAUCACCACCGUUGCCGCAGAUUAUGUUUCCAGGAGUGCGAUCCAUGUCUUGUGGAAGUCAAGAAGACACGAACCGUUUGCCCCCACUUUUACAGGGUCCCUUGUAAUUUGGACGUUGAUAAGAUCGUUUGCAAGAAACCGUGCACCAAAACGGUGCAAUGCGGUCACAAAUGCAAGAAUAAGUGCUCGGAGCCCUGUGGUUUGUGCACUUACAAGGUUGAUAAAGUUGUUCCCGAUUGUGGUCACAAAAUAAAGGUAGCCUGUCAUGAAGAAGCCGAUAGGAAAUUUUGCUUGGGACAAUGUCCGAGACAGUUACAAUGCGGACAUACGUGCACAAAAAGGUGCAAGGAGACUUGCACCACCGAAUGCAAAGAAAUUGUUGCAUGCGAGGUGAAUUCGCCUUGCGGCCACGUCAUAAAACAAAUGCCGUGUUAUAUAAACACAAAAGUGACGCGUGGCUCAACCGAUAUAAACUUGCUUGAUUUUUGCAAGGAACCGUGCGGAACGACCCUAAAAUGUGAGCACAAGUGCCUGGGUUCGUGCGGCGCAUGUUACCAAGGUCGCAUACACGUCAAGUGUGCCGAAAAAUGCGGAGUUCCGCUGGUAUGCAACCACGAGUGCACGGUUCCGUGCCGGCAGGCUUGCAAACCCUGCCAGAAAAAGUGCAUAUACCGUUGUCCGCAUGACAGAUGCGGAAGAAAGUGCGGACAGGAGUGUACUCCUUGUGCACAUCGUUGCGAUAGAAAAUGCGACCAUCAGCAGUGCACCAAAAAAUGCGGAGAAAUUUGCACGGUACCUCCCUGCGAAAAGCCUUGCGAUAAAAGCCUUAAAUGCGGACACCCCUGCGUCGGGUUCUGCGGAGAUCCGUGUCCAACUUUGUGCCGCAUAUGCGAUCAAAAGGAGCUCACCGAAAUAUUUUUCGGAGACGAAGACGAACCGGAUGCACGAUUCGUGCAGCUCAAAGACUGCGGACACGUGCUGGAAAGCAAAGGCCUGAAACGCUGGUUUAUGCAGACCGACAGUGAGAUUCAGGUGAAAGCUUGUCCGAAGUGUAAGUCACCAGUCGUAGAAACUUUGCGAUUUAGCGACUACCUCAAACAGGCGAUGUUGGACGUCGAAAAGGUCAAGCGGAAACUCAACGGAACAUACAAUGACAACGAAAUGAAGAGAUUGGAGCUGCAUAAAACAUUAUCAAAUAUAUAUUCGAAAGUCAAAGAAAGUACACCAUUGAUUAAACCGUUCAUGCAAGACUUAUUGAAGCGCAUCACUCCAAAUACAAAACGUCGCAACAGGCCUCUACCCUCGGCGUCAGAAUUGAAUGCAAUUCAAGCCAAAAUACAAAUUUUUGAGCACAUUGCAAAACUUUGUCAAGUCGAAGGUGAUGAACGUGAUGUUUUAAGGCAGAGAUUUGGCUUGAGAAGGGUCAAUAGUAUUAGUUACCUUAUUGAGGAUAAAUGGGUAAUAAAUCAAGUCAAAAUGAUAAUGAAAGUGCUGGAAAACGACCUGGACGAUCGAAUCUCCGACCAGGAAAUCGACGACAUAAAUCAGGAAUUGACGAGGCAACAACGCAUUGUGCAGUUCGAACGAAUCGUCGCUAUUCCGCACUAUGGGCAGGUCGAAACGGAAGUAUUCGAACUUGUGCGCAUCAUCGAAAACGAUUUGUUUUCCAAAAUAAGGUACACCAAUGAAGUUGACGCCAAUAUAAUGAAGAAUCUAAAAGAACUAAACACUCGAGGGGCUUCGGUAGUGCAAAUAACUGAAGCCAAGCGUUUCAGCGUAGUUCAAGCGAUGGGCAUGGUAAAGGGACACUGGUUCAAGUGCCCCAAAGGGCAUGUCUAUGCUAUUGAAAAUUGCGGCGACGCAGUAAUGUCAGGCAAAUGUAACGAAUGCGGCGCCCUAAUUGGCGGGACCAAUUACGAACUUAGCAGGGGAAAUUUGCCUGCGCUCUAA
Messenger RNA from Brassicogethes aeneus, 6009 nucleotides. NCBI's taxonomy places the organism in Eukaryota, Metazoa, Arthropoda, Insecta, Coleoptera, Nitidulidae. The record is from the annotation of a GenBank genome assembly.